AUGGCAAUUGACCGCUACGUAGCCAUCUGCUACCCACUGAGAUACCCUGUCGUCAUGAGGAAAAAUGCCUACCUGCCCAUGGCAGCUGGAUCUUGGGUCACUGGGCUUGUGGACUCAGUGGUGCAGACAUCUUUCGCAAUGCAGUUACCAUUCUGUACUAAUAAUGUCAUUAACCAUUUUGUUUGUGAAAUUGUGGCUGUCCUAAAGCUGGCCUGUGGUGAUAUUUCAAUCAAUGUGAUCAGCAUGGCAGGGUCAAAUCUGAUUGUUUUGGUUAUUCCACUGCUAGUAAUUUCUAUCUCUUACAUUUUUAUCGUCGCCACUAUUUUGAGGAUCCCUUCCACUGAAGGAAAACGUAAGGCCUUCUCCACUUGCUCAGCCCACCUAACGGUAGUGAUUAUAUUCUAUGGAACCACCUUCUUCAUGUACGCAAAGCCCAAGUCUAAAAGUUCUGUUGAUGCUGAUAAUCAAGACAUCAUUGAGGCCCUCAUCUCUCUCUUCUAUGGGGUAAUGACCCCCAUGCUCAAUCCUCUCAUCUAUAGUCUGCGGAAUAAGGAUGUAAAGGCUGCUGUGAAGAACAUGAUGAGUAGAAAAAACUCGGGUGGAAUGUGA
Molecule: messenger RNA, 609 nt
Organism: Suricata suricatta (meerkat)
Lineage: Eukaryota; Metazoa; Chordata; Mammalia; Carnivora; Herpestidae
Product: olfactory receptor 13C8
Exons: 1
Coding region: 1-609 (202 amino acids)
Biological process (GO): G protein-coupled receptor signaling pathway
Cellular component (GO): membrane
Molecular function (GO): olfactory receptor activity
Source: RefSeq, a predicted model, not a curated record